GCACGCCCCCGCUUCCCCCCGGGGAGCGGGCCAGGUGCUCCCCCGGCGCGGCCGGAGCAGCGCCGCCGCCCCGCGCCUCCCCAGGGCAAGGGCGGCUCCUGGCCGGCGGAGGCGGGCGCCCUGCUGCCGCCCGCGGGGUGGGCGCCGUGGGCCGGCCGCGCCCCGCCCGCCUCCCUAUUGUCUGGCGGCGGCGGGCGGGCGAGUGGCCGGCGCUGUCCCCGCGGCCGGGGGCCAUCGCCUGCCGGGGGCGGUGGGCUCCGCGCAGGCUGGGGGAGCCGCGGCGGGGGUAGAGCCGGGGCGUAACUUCGAAGGGGACCGUUGCGUGCCCGCCCGGCCCGGCCGGUAGGAGGGUUGAGCCCCUCCGAGCCCCGAGGACUGUCUGCGCUCCCGGUCCUUCCUUCCUCCGCCUUGUGCCAGCUGCGAAGCCGGGCGCCUGUGCGUGGCUGUACUCGCCACAGGGCGGAGGAGGCUCCGUCUGACUCGUCAGCCGGCAAAGGAGAGUCGAGAAGUUCAGUCCCGGGGCGCCGGCAGGAGCUGGCGAGUCCCCGCCCGCUGUCACCGGGCUGCGCACGCCCGGGCUGGCGGCGGCACCGACCGGCGGACGGACGGGCGGACUGACCGGCGGCAGCCGACGAGCCAUGAAGUUCCUCUGGCUCCGGAGUCGUCUCGCAUCCCGCGGCGCUGCGGCGCGGGGGCGAGCGCGGAGGAGCAGUGCAGUAUCAGGGCGUGCAGCACUGGAGAUCGACACCGACUUUCAUAAACCCUGUAAUGGAGGCAGUCCUGGAUCUCCAAAAGAGCUCAGAGUAUCUGCAGUAGUGAAUGUUAUCUGGUGGUGGAUGUGGACUUUAAAACAGUGUAUCUCAACAUCUCAUCCUCAACUAUCUAUUUUUAAUCUGAUUGCACUACAAAAGAAAAGCUGCUAAUGGGAUAAAUGUUGAGACUUUACAAGAACUGACUUGAAGUACUGAAAGCCAUUAUUAUUAAUCAAGAAGGGCUUGAAGCUAAGUCUGUAUCUGACCAGUCAGUAUCAUUUUCACGUAACAGGCAUGGCAAGUAAACGAAAAUCAACAACACCGUGCAUGGUCUUAGCUAACGAGCAGGAUCCAGAUCUAGAAAUGGUAUCAGACUUGGAAGAAGGACCACCUGCAGUCGCGCCAGCAGAUAACCCUGCAGCAGAGAGCGUAACAAGUGAUGAGGAUGUUCAUGAAUAUGUGGAUUCAGACAAUCAAAAAAAUACAAAUAAAGUAGAAGGCGGUUAUGAAUGUAAAUACUGUACUUUUCAAACUCCAGAUCUCAAUAUGUUUACUUUUCAUGUGGAUUCAGAACAUCCCAACGUAGUGUUAAAUUCAUCCUAUGUUUGUGUAGAAUGCAAUUUCCUUACCAAAAGAUACGAUGCUCUCUCAGAACAUAAUUUGAAGUACCACCCUGGAGAGGAGAAUUUUAAAUUGACCAUGGUGAAACGUAACAAUCAGACAAUCUUCGAACAAACAGUAAAUGAUCUCACGUUUGAUGGGAGUUUUGUUAGAGAAGAGAACGCUGAACAGGCUGACUCUUCUGAGGUCCCCUCAUCAGGGAUCUCAAUUAGCAAAACUCCUAUUAUGAAAAUGAUGAAAAACAAAACUGAGACUAAACGUAUUGCAGUUUUCCACAAUGUAGUUGAUGACAUGUCUGGUGAAGAAAAGGGAACUGAAAACGAGCCAAACUCUGAAGAAGCAGUAGAAAACCCACCACCAGCAGUUUCUGAGUCAAAAGCGAGCCAUUCCGUGGUUUGCAGUGCAGCAGAUGUGGCUAGUGCGGUAGUGACUGCAGCACCUGUGCUUCAGCCCGGGGUGGCACAGGUUAUAACAGCUGUUACAGCUCCACAGAACUCAAACCUGCUUCCAAAAGUCCUAAUACCUGUAAAUAGCAUUCCAGCCUAUAAUACUGCUUUGGAUAACAAUCCUCUUUUGCUUAACACCUACAACAAAUUCCCAUAUCCAACCAUGUCAGAAAUCACUGUUCUUUCCACUCAAGCUAAGUACACAGAGGAACAGAUUAAAAUAUGGUUUUCUGCUCAGCGUCUGAAACACGGUGUGAGCUGGACGCCGGAGGAAGUGGAGGAAGCGAGGAGGAAACAAUUUAAUGGCACAGUGCAUACUGUGCCACAGACAAUUACAGUUAUUCCAGCGCACAUUUCCGCCGCUAGCAAUGGUUUACCUUCAAUUUUACAGACAUGCCAAAUAGUUGGUCAGCCAGGACUUGUUCUCACUCAAGUUGCAGGUGCAAAUACGUUACCAGUAACAGCCCCAAUAGCUUUGACUGUAGCAGGAGUCCCAAACCAAACACAGUUACAGAAGAGUCAGAUUCACACUGCUCAGCCCAUUGCAGAAACCAAACAAGUAGCUGCAGUUCCAGCCCCUCAGCCUAUCAAAAAUGAAUCUGCGCUGAUCAAUCCUGACUCCUUCGGCAUCCGGGCAAAAAAAACGAAGGAACAGCUGGCAGAGUUGAAAGUCAGCUACCUUAAAAAUCAGUUUCCUCAAGAUUCAGAAAUUGUUAGGCUUAUGAAAAUAACGGGCCUGACUAAAGGAGAGAUCAAAAAGUGGUUCAGCGACACACGCUACAAUCAGAGAAACUCAAAGAAUAAUCAUGGGAUUCAUCUCAACAGCGAUUCAUGUGCCACUAUUGUUAUUGAUUCAAGUGAUGAAAUGAAUGAAUCCCCAACGGGAGUCACUCCACAGAGCAAGUCAUCGUGGAGCACUUUUCCUGAUUUCACCCCACAGAAAUUCAAAGAGAAGACUGCUGAACAGCUGCAAGUCCUUCAAGCAAGUUUUCUUAAUAACCCUGUCCUUACUGAUGAGGAGAUGAAUAGGUUGAGAGCCCAAACAAAACUGACCAGGAGAGAGAUUGAUGCCUGGUUUACAGAAAGAAGGAAAUCAAAUGUCUUGAAGGAAGAGGGAGCUGACUUGAAUGAGGGCAAUGCUGGCAGCUCAAAAGAAGAGGCUGGAGAAACAUCUGUGGGAGAUGGAGCAGCAGGAGCAAAAUCAGGGUGUUCCACUUCAAGCAAAAUAGGCAAAAAAUCACCAGAGCAGUUGCACAUGCUCAAAAGUUCCUUUGUCCGUACUCAGUGGCCAUCUCCACAAGAAUACAACAAGCUGGCAGAAGAAACUGGGCUCCCAAGGUCUGAGAUUGUGAGCUGGUUUGGAGAUACUCGCUAUGCCUGGAAAAAUGGUGGAUUGAAGUGGUAUUAUUAUUACCAGAGCGCCAAUGCAAACAGUCUGAACGGCCAAGGCUUUACAAGGAAGAGAGGGAGAGGAAGACCAAAAGGGAGAGGGAGAGGGAGGCCUCGAGGGAGGCCUCGGGGGAGCAAGAGGUUAAAUUGCUGGGAUAGAGGUGUCUCUGUCAUAAAAUUCAAAACUGGAACAGCAAUCCUGAAGGACUACUAUAUGAAGCACAAAUUCCUUAAUGAGCAAGACCUUGAUGAACUGGUAGCCAAAUCUCACAUGGGAUAUGAGCAGGUCAGAGAGUGGUUUGCAGAAAGGCAAAGAAGAUUAGAACUUGGAAUAGAGCUGUUUGAUGAGAACGAGGAGGAAGAUGAAAUGCUGGAAGAUCAAGAAGAUGAGGAAGAAACGGAUGAUAGUGAUACUUGGGAACCCCCCCGACAUGUUAAGCGUAAACUUUCAAAAUCAGAUUGAUGUGCAAUUUGGGAUUUGGGGGCCAAAAACCUAUGAAUUAGGUUUGAUGUUAUGGUGAAGAGCCACAUGGUUUUUCAUGGCCUUCAGUUCAGCAAGCACCUGCUUAGCAUCUUUCUUCCACAUAAAAGAACAUAGGCAAGAUGCUACCUGUGCAGGCAACAAUUGUUUGCUUCCUUACUACAAGAGGUGGACAUCCUUAGGCCUAGCCUAGGCCAUGGGGUUAUAAAUCAGAUCCAGUUCAGAUCCUCCUCUUCCACAUUACUGAUGGGAAGGUUCAUGUUCAUCAUUCACGUGACUGCUUCUCAAUAUUUAAUUGCCUUAUGUUGUUUAAUUCCAAAAAAACACAGACACAUUUUUUCGUUGAUGUAGGAGAACAUUGCCUGCUCGUGAAGGAGGAAAAUACAAAAACCUAAGAUGUCUUUUUCGCAAACAUCACUUCACCUGAAAGGUUUCAAGGCCUGGGUUUAUUUUUUAAGAAAAGAGUUCAAAAGAGAAGGGGAAAAGUGUGACAAAGGAAUCAAUGAACCUAGGGGUGAGGAUUGUUUGGUUUAAGAAAAUGAGGUGAUAUUGGCACCUUUUGCAUAUCUUCAGAGUGUUUUGGGUUUACAGAACUUGUGCUGAAAUGUUCCUUGUUGAUAAGUACGAGCUAACUGAAUGAGUCUAAUGCUAGAAGAUGCUUUUCAUUAUGUUUAAUCAGUGUAUCCUACAUCAAUUUAAUUUAAAUGCCUGACAGACUUGAUGCAGUAUAUAGUAACAUUUGUUUUUAGCUUGUGCGUUCUUUCCUUUGUUGGAAAUGGUAAGAAGAGUAUGUUUAUUUCUAGCUAAAAAGAGUAAUUUCUUGAAAUCUUACACUGAAUUUUAAGGUAAACGUGAGGCGGAAACUUUUUUCAGAGUUGCUUGGGGGUUUGUAAAAAUACAGAGAUGCAGAGAUGAAAAGCGUCUUCAGGUGCUACUAAGAAAGGUUUUCAAGUAAGUUGUGGCAAUGACAUGACGUUUAAUUCUUAAAAUGAAGUUAUAUGGCUUUUAGAUGCUUAGGAAUGAUAAACACCUAGUGUGUAAUUGUUCUUCAGCGAUAGCCCAGUUGAAUGAUUUGCAUGCAAGUUUAACCUAAAUUCAUCUCAAUGGGUUGAGCUCACCACUGUGCUGAUUGUUCUUAGGGCUGCUGGGUGAACAUGCUUAUUUUUAGAGGUAGAUUGAUCUACUUGAACUGAACUCCAGAAGUAAUUUAUUUUGAUGUGAAACAUCCGCAUUUUGAGUAAGUGUCUUUAAAACAGGAGGGAAAAAAAGAAAAGCCAUUUAGUCUUAACGUUGAAGUCAUAGUAGAGUUUGAAUUAGCAACUUAAAAGCAAUGGACCAAAUUCACAGAAGUUAGUUUAGGCAAAUGCUUGGCAUCCUAGAGAACUGGUACUCUCAGGAAGAGUACUUUGCUACUGUUCUUGCUACUGUCAGUCUGCAUUUUUUAGAGCUAAGUUACUUUAUAUUUAGAUGUCAAAAGAUGAUGAUGAAUUGGUGCUGCUGUCACCAGUAUUGUCUGUUUUUACAUUGGUACUAACGGAAAGGAUACUAGCAAUCUCCUUUUGCACAUCUGUCAACAUCUUCUCGGUAAGCUGCUGCAUCUGAUGACCAAGGAGAGACAGAUUAGAGGAAAUGUGUCCUAAUGUUUCCGCAUCUCUAAGGACCUAUCUAGAAUUACGCUUUCUUCUUCACUCUGAUAACUGUCAAAAGACUAAGAAAGUCCUUUUAGUCAUGAUCUUCGGAAGCAGAGGAGUCCAUUUUAGAUCUGGUAUUCAUACCUGAUUGUGGGUGAAACCCAGGCCAAAGCAAGAAAGGGAAUAAUGUCUGACAAAAAAAAAUAACCUCCUGGACUCACCUUCCUCUUUGGACGCUUGUAGCUGCCCUUCUGCUCGCAGACUGAACAGGAGCCUGAGUUGCAGGAGGAUGUUCUGUAUGAAAGCCAUUUACCAGAGUGAGUUCUUCUGACUAUGAGAUUGCUGGAAAGAAAAAGGCAAUGGCUUUUGGUAUGUGACACAAAUUUGAUUAUGAAACUAUUCCCUGGCUUCCAAGACUCAAAUUGGUGAGGUUCAAAGCAGCCAGUGAUGCUAGAGGGGGCUAGACAGCUCAGUUUAACUUCAGGGUAGGAGAGAAGCAAAAAUGUGUUGUCAGCAUAUUUCAUUGGAGUGCUUAUGACUCUGGAUAUGAGAUGGUGUAAGAGAGAUCAGGAUCUGACCUUUUCAGCAUUGACUGCUGCAUGUGCAUUGGCGGGUAUUCUUGUUUGGCUGGUAAUGGUAUGGAUGAGGCAGUUGUAAAUGUCAGCAGAUACAAGAAAGACUCGUGUUAGCAUCAAGCUCCACUGGAAAUACAGGGUCAAAAUUCAGUGCUUGCUGAGUGGGAAGGGACAAAGCUGGUAGGGAAAGAGAUGCUAUUUUUAAGUUUCCAAAAAUAUUAAAGCAAAUCCUUAAAAUCCUUGGGAAUAUGCCUCUAGCAAGCAAAAUCGGGAGUUGCCUUAAUCCUUAAAGUUGACCCAGAAUUAAUUGUCUUUAAAAAAACAAAAAACCCAAGCAAUCUGUCCAAAUAAGCAUCUCAAUUUUUUCUCAGCAGAGACUGCACUUAGGUUAGCAUUAAAUCCAACCUUCGUUAAAAGAUGGGAAAAAUAAAGAUCAAAGUUAAUUAUGUGAUUAAAAUGGGAAAUUUUCCAUUUUGGCAGUGUUUUGUUAAAUAACUCCCAGCUACAAUGGUAGGCCUUAGCACAUCUGGUCUGAAAAACAGAGGAAGAGGAAAUACAUUUUUUAUCAGACUAAAUAUAGUUGGAUUGCAUGUCUUCUCUUCAGUGAAAUGGUCAGAGACGGUGGCUGGUGUAUACUGGGCCAGAUUUUCAGUUGUCAUAAAUAUUACAGUUCCAUGUAUUCCACUGGUUAUAAUAGUAUUUACAGCCCACUGAGGAACAUUGUAUUUUUGCAGAAUAUAAAAUUUAAAUUAAACCAUGUGCUGUGGGUCGACUAAUGAGAGAUGCAGAGUACCCACAUUUCCUUUGGGCUACAUGCACAUUUUAAAUCUUUCAGUUGUGCCAAGGAUGAGAAAAAUCUGGGUGGGUUCAGCCUGAAGACAGCAGUUGUAUGCAUUUGUUAUUGCUCAUAAUCUGUCUGUUAUUUCUGUUUGAACAAACAGAGUCCAUUAAUUACCAGUUUAUUUCAUGUUUACAGCAUGUGUAUGUUUGCACUGCAUACUGGGAGAGAGGGAUACUCCUUCCAGAGGCCUCCCGCAUCGAGACUUGACAGUAGAAGCAUUGGAAGGAGCUGUCAGCAUGCUGGUCUAUUUUAUCUGUGAAUUGUGGUUGUGGCUGGUGGGAACUCAAAGCUGCUGGUAACAGUGGUUAAGCCCAGAUUCAUCUCAGCCAACCUUAGGCUGCUGUGCUCCUUGCCGUGGUGCCCAAGGACACUAUAGAGUGACCUGAGAGAAACAGAAAUCACCUGGUGGUGGAGAGGAUAUGGUGCCUUCUGGUUCUACCAGUCACAUACACGAAUUAAGCACAUCAGCCAGGGUCUUAAUUUAUGAUGAAUGCGAGCAUCACUGUGCUUAUGAACAGUGCACCCCUGCAGCCUGGCUCCCUCUUGUAGCUUACGCACACCUGCAUGGUGUUUUGGAAGCUACUUGAACUGAGCUAUGUUGGCAGUGGGGAGGGAAGGAUCAAGAAAGUACGUCUACCCUGGGGUGAGUGUUCCUGUGGGAUUUUGUUAUUUCCCUGCGCAGGAAAGAACUGUGUAUAGAUGAGCCUGUGAUAUGUUUUCUUGUGGAGCUUCACCUCUUGGGUUUGAACUAGUUGUGAGCCAGGCUUCAGUGACUGUCACUGACAGAGAUGAAGAAACUCUUUGAUCUUGCUCAGAUCUUACCUCUGGGUGGCUGGUGUCUCAGUCUUCAUUGGGAGCGCUGUUUCAGAAUUCAGCUGUGAGCAUCAGUUCCUUCAGAGCUAAGGUAGAGCUUUCCCCUUCAUCUCCCAUUUCUGCCAGGAGUACCUGGUCUGAUGAUGCUAGUUACUGCUGUCCCUGGAAUUCAGCUGAAGAGAGAAUAAUGAUAAUCCUGUGCCAGAAUGGAGAGGGAGAAGGGCUAAAAGAAAGCAAGCAUCGUCACAACCGGGUGAGGCAUCCACCAUCACUGUACUGUGCUGCUUCAUGGCGUGUUUUUCUCUUGCUUCUGGGUACAGUGAAGGAGCAAGUUCCAUCUUAAACAGUGCUGUCUUCCCAGUAUCAGCCUCUCAAUGACCUAAGGUUAGCGUUUGUUGUGAAAAGAAAGUCAGACUUAUUCCUCCCUGGAGGAUGAAUUGAACUAACAGAGUGCUGGCUUGUAAGAAGUGGAAAGAAGGGAAAAUGCAGAAGCUUGAAGGUUCUGACUUUUGCUUCCCCUGCAGAACUCACUCACCUAGAAAUUGAUAAGCAAACAAAGUUUUGCUGUUCUGACAGAACGAGUAAAGUGUUGCAAUCACUCAUUUGCAGUCACUCAUUUUUAGCACAUAGAAAUCUCUGCUCUGGUUUGAAAGCAAAGGAGAGGAAAGAUACCUAGUACCUCAUGAUUAGAAUUUAGUGGAUUAUCUCUUAAUACAGUAUAGCAAAUGAGGCCAUUCGCUUUUUAAACUUGCCCAGUACUAUUUUAAAAGCUGCUUUUUCAUUAUAUUUUGUGCAGUAUGGUGUCUGGCUGUAACUUUGAUUAUUGGGAAGGAAAAUCACACAAUGUCCACACAUGACACGAAAUAAUUUUUCUAAUGCGUGAUUUACUGACUUUGGGCAAAAGCCUGUUUUUUUCCUGCUCGCCAAGAAACUCUUGAGGCAGGCAAAUGCACUUCUUUCUCCUCUACAGUGUAGAGAAAGCAUUUCUGGAGCCCAUACAAAGUGAUUCAUGGCCUUACGCAGUCCCCGUAGGCCAGAAAGCCCAAAGAUGCAAACACCCUCUUCCUCCUCCAUUUUCCUCUGAAAUGAGAGCACAGCAGUAACUCUGACAACUAGUCUCUGGCUGCUGAGUAACCAAGCUGUAAUUUAAGGUGGGGAGCAUUUUCCCUUUUGCACUUAAUGGAGUACUGUGUAUUCAGGCUGGAUGUCAGUAUUUGCUUCUGUAAAUAUGAUGGUAUCAAUUUGCAUCCUCCACCUGAGUCCUGUAUCUGUCUAUAUUCAUAUCUCCCAAGGAGAGAAGAUAAACUUUAAGCUUCUGUAAUAUUAAAUAUCCCUGCCCUAACCUGAAUGCACAAAAGUAGAGUGCAAUGAAAUAUAGCUACUCUCUUUGAUUUAAUUUAUUUUUUCUUGGAAAUUAAUUUUGCCUACAUUCAGUAGUAAUGAGAAGAUGGUUUCAAUGAUUGGAGAGCAGUAAAACUGUUGAGAGUUGUUCAUAAUGCCUAGGGUGAUCAUGCAAAUUAGAGAUGGGAAGGGCUAGUAGAGGGCUCGGUUCCCUACGCUGAACAGUGCUGGGUUACACCUGUAUUCUCCCUCAAGCUUGUGAUAUUUUAGGAUAAGUGGAUUUACCACGUAGUGUGACAUAAACUUCCGGGGUCAAGUUACUUGAGGUUUGGUGAUGUAUUAAAAAUCUGUAGGAAAAGAUUUUAAAAUGAAGGUUGUAGCAGAAGGUGAAAAAUCCCCUCAAUAGCUAUUUAUACAUGUUCAAUAGCUCAAAUUUCUGUAUAGUUUUCAUGCUUUUAAAAAGGGAGAUUUUGAAGCACAGGUGGCUUUACAGCCAAUAUUUUCAAGUUUAAUGCUUGGAGCUCUUGGGGUUUUUUCUCCUUCUGCAUUGAAGAGCAUCUGCAUCUUUUCGGUGGAUAGUCAUUGUAAAAAUGACUUAUACAACACUGUAAAAUCUAGAGUGGUAACUGAGGAUCCCGUAGCACUUUUCAUGAAUUAAGGUGGGAUUUGUCUGAUUGCAUGUUGAUGUCUGCAUUUGAGCCAGACACCAUAGCUACUCAGUAUACCUAACUAAGCCAGGCCUGCUCAUGCCACAUGCCUGGAGCUGGUCAGACUGCACCCUAAGCUCCACUGACUGUUCAACACGGCGUGCAGGCAGAGGCUGACACUACAGAUAUCUGCAAUUUGGUGAAAUGGAUCUUCACCUGGGAGCGUGCUGGCUGGAUUGCAGCACCGAUCUUUGUGUUGUGGUUAGCAAUGGUACUUCCCUCUGCUUCCAGCUUGACGCUUGUGGGGAAGUGUGAGGCCUUUUGUUCUGUUUUUUGCUUUUUUUCUUUUUCUUUUAUUCUAGAGCAGGUAGCAUUGCAGUGGUGGAUAAGAGUAACUGAUCCUUCGUUAUAAUACUGUGGCAUAAAAGUGAUUCGGGGUUUCUCAAGUAGUUUAGAGAUAGGGUUACUAUAUGAACAUUGGAUGUGCAUAACUUGGAAUGUGUUAAGACACAUAAUAUUUGUGUCCCAGUUUAUGAAAAUAUUUCCUUACGCUUAUUCAGUACUAGAUACCUGUCAUGAAACUUUCUCUAAAGAAUCUGCUAGAAUGACAGAAGAUUCACAUCUUUAUCUGUGAUAUGAAACGAUCAACCACAAGAGCUCCAUUAUGAUUUCAAAAUGUUCCCCCCGCCUCCAGUUCCAGCUUACAAAAGUGUUUCCAAUUUUGCAUAGUUGGCUAUCUGCAUGUAUGCUUACAGUCUGUACAGAAAUGCACUAAAGUGAGUUGCCCUACCUGGGAAGGCUUUAUAUUGUAUAAACAUGUGGCACUAGGUACUGCUCUUCAUGUGCACAGGAGAGUUAACAGGUGUCGAUCUCGUUUACAGAAAUGAUGGCGCUUUGCAAUUUUCUAGAAUAUAUUGCAAUAUAUUUAAAUGUCCUGUUUGACAUGUGAAAUGAAAUUAAGUUAAUGCAUUGUUAUGUAUUUGAAGUAUGAGGAAGAUGAUUCACUAACGACCAGCAAGGUUUUUAGGAGGUGUCCAGUAUGUAGCCGUCUGUGUGAUCUGUCUGGUGUAUGUGACGUUAAAGGAAGCAACAAUACUGUCACUGUUUAGAAUGAAGAAUUUCUUUUGAAUGAUGCAAUAGCUUACAGUGUCUUUCCUUUGUAGCUGCCCAAUGUGGUGAAGGGGAAGCAAUUCUUGAAAAAGUUCAAGAUUACUGGUUAACUGUGAAUGGGCCUAAUCUUUCCUGAAACCAAGAAAAUUUUUGGACACACACAGGACUUGAAUACUGAAAAGGAUUGGAACUUAGUGUUGUGCCAAAGUUAAACUACUGCAGUUGGCAGAAGUUCUGCACUGUAAAUAGAAGACUGAUUAAAAGACAGCUUGUAAAAAAAUUUUAAAAAAAUCAAAUUUUAAUACAGUACAUUUUUAUUAUGAUACAUGAUGGAAACAUUCUGUUUUAGACUUUUUUUGAAGAGGCUUCAGUGACCACUAGAUUUUUGUCCUCUUAUAUUUUGUUUGGCCUAAUACUAUAUGUUCUGGUAAGAUGGGCUUUAUUGCCUGUGUUCUUUGAUAUGUGAUUAAGCUUAUAGCUUUGAGUGACCAAACAUUUUACAGAGUAAAAGUUCUUAGAAACAGUAUAACGUAACUGAUAUUUCUGUGUCUAUUUAUCAGGCUCUGCACAAACUUGGGAAGUUGUGCUGGAUUUGUACAACUCAUAUAUGGGAACGCAGCAUACUUCUGGAUAUUACAAACCUAAGCCUUUGUGGCAGUAUGGAUCUUGUCUUCGGAUUUAUUUUUGUUAUUUUUUUGAGGCAAAGAGACAAAUAGAUGCUGCUGUAAAAUAUUUGUAAUAUUGCCAUUAUUGCUUUCUGUAGCAAUUACUGCUUUUGCUUCAACAGAUAAAGAAAAUAAAUCAGAGAUAAAAAAGUCCUAAAAGACGCUGGUAGAAGAAAGGAUCAUGUGGGAACUUCUGAAAAUAAACUUUGUACCAAAAAUUUGAAAACAGAAAUAAUGGAAUAAAUGUCUCCUUACUGAGUGCGUGUGGUUUUAAGAGGUGGUGUGGAAACCAGGAACCAUGUCUGUAUGAAAAUGUCACAGAGCAGAUCUUCUCAAAUGUCUUUUUUUCCUGUUACACAAAACUGAAUUUCACAAAUUCCUCAGAUGCAUUGAAUUUGGAGAACUGGCUUGGCUGAACAGCCAGCAUGAGGUCAGCUGCAUGUGCGAGUCAGUACAGCUGCUUGUUGCUGAACUGUUCUGCCGUGUCAGCAGGCCAGGGAUGUCCACGUGAUUCUUCUCGUUAAGGCAGAUGCUCUUUAUUAUCACAUUUAAAAUAUUUGGGGUGGGAAGAGUAGGGGCGAGUAGGAACCACCUCCCCACUGAAUGUCAGUUGGACAUCAUGCUUUGUGGCUGCUUUUAACCUGUGCCUUUUCCUCAGAGAAGGGUCUGAGAUGAACACUUUCUGUCGAGCUCUGCAUUUCUCUGGCGAGCCUGACUUACCGGAGGCAGUGCCACCGUCUUGCAUCUUGCAUCGGCAUGACUCAUCACACCUGUCUACUUCAACUGUUGCGCUGCAGCCGGAGGGGCUUGAAACUCAGCCUUCCCUGCAUCACCCGGUGUCGUGCCUGCAGACCGGUCCCCACCUAUGAAAAAGAUGUUUAAGGCAAUGGAAUUGUUCCUGCGCUGUAGCUUAUGUCAGUCCUGGAAAAAAAGGGGGG
Falco peregrinus (peregrine falcon) is the source of this 12250-nucleotide messenger RNA. It is a transcript of the gene ZHX1, whose product is annotated as zinc fingers and homeoboxes 1. Lineage: Eukaryota; Metazoa; Chordata; Aves; Falconiformes; Falconidae. Gene Ontology annotation, cellular component: nucleus. Gene Ontology annotation, molecular function: DNA-binding transcription factor activity, RNA polymerase II-specific; DNA binding. Bases 1047 to 3671 code for a protein of 874 amino acids. The record is from RefSeq and is a predicted model, not a curated record. The transcript is spliced from 3 exons. Gene Ontology annotation, biological process: regulation of transcription by RNA polymerase II.